Messenger RNA from Carcharodon carcharias (great white shark), 4232 nucleotides. RefSeq names its product TNFAIP3 interacting protein 1 (gene tnip1). Lineage: Eukaryota; Metazoa; Chordata; Chondrichthyes; Lamniformes; Lamnidae. The transcript has 18 exons. The coding region runs from base 182 to 2146 and encodes 654 amino acids. The record is from RefSeq and is a predicted model, not a curated record. Gene Ontology annotation, biological process: regulation of transcription by RNA polymerase II; negative regulation of canonical NF-kappaB signal transduction; cellular response to lipopolysaccharide.
AACUUCCAGGUGGUGGUGUUCCCCAUGUGUCUGCUGCCCUUGUCCCUCUAGCGGCUGUGGGUUUGGAAGGUGCUGUCUCAGGAGCCUGAUUGUGGAGCCCAGCUUGCACAGAGGAUUAAGGCGAUUGACUCUGCAGCGUAGAAGUGGUGGAAGUGUUGAAGUGGAUGAAGAGCAGGGGGACAUGAUGGAAAGACGGGUCCCAUAUCGAAUCUAUGAUCCUGGUGGGAGUGGAGCUUUACUAACGAAGGAUGUCAGCAAUGAAGCUGGGUCAAAUUCAGUGUCCUACCAGCAACUAGUGGAGGAAAACCAUGUCUUGAAGGAGCGGAUGAAAGGCUUGAAAAGCUUAGGUAACCUGCUGGAGGAAUCUCAGGCCGAAGCCUCAAAACUCCGACAAAAGGUUGAGGAACUGGUCCGGCAGGAUGUUCUGAAGUCUGCGAGCUUAUCAUCUCGGGAAAUGAAUAGCCCAGCACUGAUCUUCGAUGGACAAGAUUGUCUUCCGGCGUCUGCCCACCAGCCCCAAUGUGACUUGGACAAAACUGGCAAACUGGAGCCAGAGGCCAAGGCUGAAGCAAAGCCCUCGUCCAGUGGUUCAUCCUCUGAAUUUGAAGUGGUGAGUGCGGAUGACAAAAAAGAGACAAAGGAGGAAUGUGCUGAGGAGGUGCUGCAGAAGUUGGCGACUGAAGAUGGAAACGUGUCUGUUCAUCUCCAGCGACUGGAGAACUCACUGAGCCUCUUCGCUGAGGAGACCAAUGGGAAAGAGCUACUAGCCCACCUGGGCCGAAUGGCUGUUGACUUCAAUCGCCUGUCAUCCAAAGUGCAGAAGAAUGAGUACAAGACCACCAUCCUACAGACCCUUUGUGAACAGUUGCAAAGUGAAAAUGAAGAUCUGCGGAAGAAGCUGGACCAUGACAUAAAUCUCAAGAAUCAGAUGAUGGAGAAAAUGAAAUACGAGAACAUGAAGCUGAAGAGAAUGGUGGCAGAGAGGACAGAGCAGAAGCACAGAGACCAGCAGGCUCCUGCGCUUGAAGUUGUCUCUAAGCAUGAGCUGCCAGUCAAGUUGCUGGAAGGAGCCGGACUUCAGCAGAGUGCAAAGACAACAGAACAGCAAGAAUCCAGUGAGAAAAACAUAAUAGAGACAUUGGAAAAGAAAGUCACAGCUUUGGAGCUGCAGAGGAAAGAGUUGUUGGAAGUGAACAAACAGUGGGACCAGCAAUUCCGGAGCAUGAAACAGCAAUACGAGCAAAAGAUUGUGACUCUGAGGCAGCGAUUAGCUACAGCCCAGAAGGAGUUGAGCGAACGAGAGAAUGGCUGUGAAGAGAAGCAGAAGGACUUUGAUAAGAUGCUGCUGCUGGCCAAAUCGAAGAUUGAAAAUGGAGAGAGUGAAAAGGAGAGGUGUUUAACAGAAAUUAAAGAGCUGAAACAGCGGAACCAGUGCCUGCAGAACCAGAUCCUGCCCCUUACCAAACAGCGGGAAUACCAGGAGAAAGAAAUUCAGCGCCUCAACAAGGCCUUGGAGGAAGCUCUUACAGUCCAGCCAUCGACUCCACACCCACCUCUGUUUAGCAAUACUGGGGAAUCAUGCAUGAACGCAAGGAGAACUGAGCUGCUGACACAGAUCGAUGUCCUCAAACAGCAGGUUAAAAUAUUUGAAGAAGAUUUUCAGAGAGAGAGAAGUGACCGAGAGCGCAUGAAUGAGGAAAAGGAAGAGCUGAAACAGAAGCUUGAAAAGGUCCAAUCGGAAAUCACGUUGCUGAACACCCAGCUGGGAAUUUAUCAGGAAGAUUAUCAGAAGGAGAAGUUGGAAAAGGAAAAAAUUCAGAGACUGCUGAAGCAUCAGAAACAGGUGUCGAGUGAGAGAAGAUCAUCGGACCCACCUCCUGGGGCACAUGGCCCUUAUUGCCCACCUCCCUACCAGCUACAGUACCCUCCCCUUGCUCACCCUGGCAAUGUCUACGGGGGUUACGAUUGGCAGAUCCACUACCCACCAGCUGGACCGAAUGCCCCCCAUGCACAUUACAGACCGUCCGAGCACCCCUGGAAUGCUCCGUACCAGCCCACACGGAGUCCGCAUGCUGCUGAACCACACUGGCCCACAGCGGACGGGAAAGAAUCUACCUCUCCCAGGCUUGGCAAAGGGCAGCAUUGAGGGAGGGAAGAGGACCCCUGUUAAAACUGAUGGGAUCCGUGCGAUGUUCCAAGUGAUUUUGAUGUCCCAAGGCAACAAGACUUGGCCUUCCUUCCUGGCAGUGUGGAUUGCAAAGGAUUCUGAAUUUGAGGUUGCUUUACAAUGUAUUCUGUGUCUUGUACAUAUUACUGGAUAUCGCGUUGACACUGUGGGUUGUGUUGGGGUUGGGGAUGUGGUUAAUAUCCUUUGGUUAAUAUCCCGAACUCCAUCUUGUGUUCUGCGUUGCCCCCAUUUGGUGUGAACAGAUAAAAGUACAACGGAGGGAGUUGGCAACUUGCUUUCAGCGUUUGCGGUGUAAAGACCCAUGGGAAAAGAUGCUUUAAAUAUGUUUUAAUGAUUGCCUUUGAAGCUGCCCAUACUGAGGCUCUCUAACCAUGUGACCAUGGCAACACUUUUUCUCCUUGCUCUAUUCAAAUCCCGCCUCCCGCCACAUGACUGACCAGCCGGGUUCGACUUCCAGACACUAGGGUGUAAAAAUGCCGGAAUGUUCUCCCAUCAUUUUAAAGAGGCCCUAAUUGCCAGUGUGGCUGACACGCUCUUCCUCCAGACAGUCUGCCCUCUAGAUGACAAGGAUCAGACUCAAGGGGCUGAGUGACCUACUCCUGAGUCGCCCCUCAUCCUCUUAUUGUCCCCUGUGCACAUCGGAAAGUUUUUAAAAUAGUGAACGUGGAAUUCUGCUGGCAUAUUACUUACAAAGACAAGGUGGCCACAAGUGUGGCAAGGACCAAUUUCAUUUUGCUUCAACAAAGCAUUGAAAACAUUUGGUGUGGUCGCGUUCCCCAGUCCUCCCCACCCUCUCUCCCCCUCACCCAAAUUCCUGUAGCUGAGGAGCAGACACAGGAUUCUUUAGCACGUUCCCCUACCUGUGUCUUUUGUUUUAACUAAGAGGAUAACUUGAUUAGAAUUUCUGCUUAAACAAUGAACAAUUAUGAAAAGCGCCACCUUGUCACUCUCCUGAUCAAUAUUGUAACCUUAACCGCCACCUCCUCCCCCAGCCCAUUCCAAUGCCACCUUCCCCAGGACCCUCCAGGCUGGGAAACUCCCCUGCCCCCACCACACCUCCACUACUCCCCCCACCCAACCCCACCCCCCCAACUCCAUGUCUUUACCAUCCUCUGAUCCACAGACACUUCCUAAACCCAAGCUUGGUGCCCCUCAGUGGCCACUUGUUGACAUCCCCCCCAGCCCCCCCACCACCAGGGCUUGUUGAGUGCCUCAUGUUGUGCAUUUUAAACCUGGGCUGAUUUGUCACACUUCCUAAUAACUCAUGAAUUCAAAACUCCCCACCCUCUAAAUCCUCUCCCCCCUCAUCGACCCUCCUCACCCCCAAAUGGGGCUGUUAAUCUGUUAAUAUGCGGAGGUUAAAACCCCCAUAACCGCUUUUAAAAGGAUGUAGGUCAAAAACUGGAGUUUGGGACUGAAUUGUCCUCUCUUUUCAGAGAUUGAACACAGUGGGGAUGGGCUGAAAGGCCUCCUGUGCGGUACAAUGCUAUGAUUCUAUCCUCAACCCCCCCCCCCCCCGACUCCAGUGUGUUCAUCCUUCAACUACAUUGCUUUACAAAGUCGGGAGAUCUGGUCAUUUUCACCUACCCGUUUGUAGUGGGAUCUUGCUGUGUACGAAUUGACUGCCGUGUUAUCUACAUUACAGCAGUGACUACCCCUCAGAGUGACUUCAUUGGCUGCAACGUGCUUUCGUGGGACGUCCUGAGAGGCGCUAAAUAAGUGCACGUUCCUCCUUUUCACCCACCUCACGCUCUGAGAUUUGUUUCCUUGGAUGAGCCCCAAUUCGACACCUUGCCUUUCCUUUCCAACGUGGCUUGUCCCGGGCUCAUCGUGUGGCACUGAGCUGUUUCCCCUGGGUCUUCCCCUCUUCCAUGCUGAGCCUGUCCCUGGGAUGUCUCUGUAUCUAUUUUCCAGUGGGACAGUUCUAGACGUGUAAGUGUGAUGGGCUCCACCUCGGGGCAGGAGGUAUUUGAAGAUUGUACACGGCCUUGAUUUUUUUUUCCUCUUCCUGUUGAGUGAUCACUCAUAAUAAAUCAUGAUCGAA